CAUACACGCACACAUACACGCACACACCCGCUGAGCGUCUGUCUCCUCCUCUCCGUGCAUCAGCAGCACUUCGUGUUCAGCAGCAUCUUUCUGCGGAUCUGCACCCCGUACUUUCUGACUCUCCUCCUCCAAACAGUGGAACAAAUAGCAAAAUUGGGGGGAAAAAAAGAAGCAGACAUCAAAGCCGUGAGCUUCUUGUUUCGCGGUAGGAGCAUUUCAUACGUCUGAGGUGCUUGUUUUGUUUCUUUCCCCCCAACCCCCUCGUCCUCGGAGGGUUUUUGAGACCACUCCAGACACCAGACCGCCGGACUUCUCUCGUUGACUUCACAUUCUCACAAGGGGGAAAAAAUGGGGAAACAGAACAGCAAGCUGACCCCUGAAGUGAUGGAGGACCUGGUGAAGAACACGGAGUUCAACGAGCACGAGCUGAAGCAGUGGUACAAGGGAUUCCUGAAGGACUGCCCCACCGGCCGGCUAAACCUGGACGAGUUCCAGCAGCUCUACGUUAAGUUCUUCCCUUACGGCGACGCGUCCAAGUUCGCCCAGCACGCUUUCAGGACCUUCGAUAAGAACAGCGACGGCACCAUCGACUUCAGAGAGUUCAUCUGCGCGCUGUCCAUCACAUCGCGAGGCAGCUUCGAGCAGAAACUCAACUGGGCCUUCAACAUGUACGACCUGGACGGAGACGGCAAAAUCACUCGGGUGGAGAUGCUGGAGAUCAUCGAGGCGAUCUACAAGAUGGUCGGCACGGUGAUCAUGAUGAAAAUGAACGAAGACGGCCUGACGCCCGAGCAGAGGGUGGACAAGAUCUUCUCCAAGAUGGAUAAGAACAACGACGACCAGAUCACGCUGGAGGAGUUCAAAGAGGCGGCCAAGAGCGACCCGUCCAUCGUACUACUGCUGCAGUGCGACCUCCAGAAAUAGGCCGGGAUGCGGCGGAGAGAGCGCCCCCACCAGCCGCCACGGACUGCACAGAAAGAAUUUCAUGUUCCAUUCAGUUUGCAGCUAUUUCCACU
Molecule: messenger RNA, 1016 nt
Organism: Gambusia affinis (western mosquitofish)
Lineage: Eukaryota; Metazoa; Chordata; Actinopteri; Cyprinodontiformes; Poeciliidae
Gene: vsnl1a
Product: visinin-like 1a
Exons: 4
Coding region: 349-924 (191 amino acids)
Molecular function (GO): calcium ion binding
Source: RefSeq, a predicted model, not a curated record